AUGAGUUUCCUCGCCCGUCUCGUUCCAACUGCUUCUGCCAGAACUGCUCUUAGAUUUGCAUCAUCUGGACGAUUCUACACCAAGAAGCACGAAUGGAUUCUUGUUGACAAGACUGUUGGAACAGUUGGAAUCACUGAUUUUGCUACGGAGCAAUUAGGUGAUGUGGUUUUCCUGGAGCUUCCAGAAGCCGGAACGGAAAUUGAGAAAGGAGACUCAACUGGAGCAGUGGAAAGUGUAAAGGCUGCUUCCGACAUCUACGCUCCAGUGAGUGGAACUGUUCUCGAGAAGAACACAAAGUUGGAAGAAGAGCCAGGAAUGAUCAACAAAAGUCCACUGGAGAAAGGAUGGCUUUACAAAGUGCAAAUAAAGAGUGUUGAAGAGCUCAAGGAGUUGCUCAACGAGGACCAAUACAACACUUUCAAGGAGGAAGAGGAGGCGGCUCACUAA
Caenorhabditis briggsae is the source of this 447-nucleotide messenger RNA. It is a transcript of the gene Cbr-gcsh-1, whose product is annotated as Protein CBR-GCSH-1. The transcript is spliced from 3 exons. Gene Ontology annotation, biological process: glycine decarboxylation via glycine cleavage system; protein lipoylation. The record is from RefSeq and is a predicted model, not a curated record. Lineage: Eukaryota; Metazoa; Nematoda; Chromadorea; Rhabditida; Rhabditidae. The coding region runs from base 1 to 447 and encodes 148 amino acids. Gene Ontology annotation, cellular component: cytoplasm; mitochondrion; glycine cleavage complex.